CCCCCCUUUCUCUUGGUUCUGAAUUAGGGUUUGGGUUCUUAUUAUAGCAUUUGCUAUUUGCUUGGUUAUGCAUUUGGUUCCUAGUGAAAUGAAGAAAAAUAAAACCAAAAAUUUUCGAAUUUUAUGGCUCUUUUGUUCUCAUUAUGGCUGCAUGGGCCUUGGUUCAGUGAAUUUUUAAUCAUCUGGUAACCUUAUUAGUUUUCUGCUAGAGAUUGAAUUUCUGCUUGAACCAGGACUUGAAGAAAUUUGUAAUAAUAGAAAAGUUUGUUUACAAACUAGAAGUAUCGAUAGCUCACUGCAAAUAAAGGAAUAAAGGGAAAAAGAAAGAUAAAUGUCUUUCCAGAAUCAAGGUUUUUGUAUGGCAAAAGGGUCUGACUCAAUAAAUGAUGGUGAGGUUAAUUAUGAUCCAUCUAGAAUUGAGCUUAAGCGUUCUCAUCAAUGGUUUAUGGAUGGUUCCGAGGCAGAGCUAUUUUUUAGCAAGAAACAGGCAGUGGGAGUUCCAACCAACAAUUUAUUUUCAGGAAUGUUAAAUUCAAAUAUUUCUCCAGGGGGGAAUGCUUCUAAUUUUCAGUCAAUCUCUGGCCAUUUUUCUGAACGGUUAUUUGAUUCUGAUACAGCAAGGAUGGCAAAUUUUGAUGACAGAAACGUUCCAUUGGUUUGCUCAGAAAAGGCUAGAAAGGUAGAUGAUGAUCCAUUUGGGAAUGAUUCCUCAUUUAAUUUAUCUAUGUCUCACACACUGGAGGAUCCUAGAUCAAGUUUAAGUUAUGGUGGGAUUAGAAAAAUAAAAGUUAGCCAGGUCAAGGAAUCUGAGAAUAUCAUGCAUUUGUCAAUGGAACAUGACUACAAUAGGGUUGAUAGCAAUAAUACUAUGUCAACCUCUCAUCCUUAUGAGAAGGGCGAAAAUACCAUAUCAAUGGGUCUUGCUUAUAACAACGGGGAUGGCCACAUCAUGUCAGUGGGUGAAACCUAUGACAGGAAGAGUAACAUUUUCAUUUCAAUGGGACAACCCUACAGCAAGGGAGAUGACAGUAGAUCAAUGAGCCAAACAUACAAAGAGAAUAACACUACCAUAGCAAUGGGUCAAACAUUUACUAAGGGUGACAACAGUAUCAUAUCUGUGGGUCAAACCUGCAAGCUAGAUGAAAGCCCCAUAUCAAUUGGCCACCUCUUCAGCAAAGGCAAUGACAGUACUGUUUUAAUGGAAUCCUAUGACAAAGGUGAUGACAACAAUUUGUCAAUUGGUCAGUCUUUUGAUAAAGGAGAGAGUACUAUAAUAUCCUUUGGUGGCUAUGAUGAAGAUAAUACAAAUCCCUCAGGACAGCUCAUAUCCAAUUAUGAUUUGUUGAUGGCUCAAUCUUCUCUUCAGAUUUCAGAAGUAAUAAAUGAGAAAGGGGUAGUCAAUUCAAAUGUGGAUGCACUUGCAUCUGCUGUCCAUACAACUGCCUCUGGAGCUGAAAAUGUGUCUAAGAAGAAAGAGGACCUAAAAACAUCUAAGAACGCUCCUCCAAACAACUUCCCUUCAAAUGUCAGAAGUUUGCUGUCCACCGGAAUGCUGGAUGGAGUUCCUGUAAAGUAUAUAGCAUGGUCACGGGAGAAGGAGCUUCGUGGUGUUAUAAAAGGUUCUGGAUAUUUAUGUGGCUGUCAGGCAUGCAAUUUCUCGAAGGUAAUUAAUGCUUAUGAAUUUGAGAGACAUGCUAACUGCAAAACAAAACACCCCAAUAAUCACAUAUAUUUUGAGAAUGGGAAGACUAUCUAUGGCAUUGUCCAAGAGUUAAGAAGCACACCUCAGAGUAUGCUGUUUGAAGUUAUUCAGACAAUAACCGGAUCACCUAUCAACCAGAAGUCCUUUCGACUUUGGAAAGAGUCUUUUCUAGCUGCUACUCGUGAACUUCAACGUAUAUAUGGAAAAGAUGAAGGGAAACCAUUAUAAUAAAGCAGCCUUGUUCAAGUUGUAAGGUAGGAUCAUUUUUGUGUUGUGCAUUUGAGUGAUCUUUUUGGCCACAACUUGCACUGGAUAAGGGUGGCUGCACAACUAACUUAAGAGCGAUGGGUGUUUGCAAAUUUGGGAACUGAACAUCAUGUUGGAAGUCGGAGACCAACAUGCAAAGAAAACUUUUUAAUCUUGUCACUGGAUUUAUGAGAGCAGCGCAUAGCCUGCAUUCUGAAGGGCAAAUGAAAUCCAAAAUUGUGCUACUUGGUAACACAAGGAAACUUUUUGUAAUUUUUCUGUGGUGAUUUCCUUCUUGUUAUUCUUUAUCACCAUCACAGGUUAUUCCUUUUUUCGAAUGAGUAGAUUACUUUUUCCAAAAUUUCAAACUGUCUUAUUUGUUGGGAUUGCUCCAUUCAACUCCAAUCCUGUGAGAACUACAUUUAGUUUCAAUUUGAAAUGAAUAUUUUGGUCCCCAUAUUUUAAACA
Hevea brasiliensis (rubber tree) is the source of this 2416-nucleotide messenger RNA. RefSeq lists its product as uncharacterized. The transcript is spliced from 6 exons. The coding region runs from base 332 to 1930 and encodes 532 amino acids. Lineage: Eukaryota; Viridiplantae; Streptophyta; Magnoliopsida; Malpighiales; Euphorbiaceae. The record is from RefSeq and is a predicted model, not a curated record.